Messenger RNA from Pundamilia nyererei, 1705 nucleotides. Its product is annotated as zinc finger protein Gfi-1b-like. Bases 170 to 1132 code for a protein of 320 amino acids. Gene Ontology annotation, molecular function: DNA-binding transcription factor activity, RNA polymerase II-specific; RNA polymerase II cis-regulatory region sequence-specific DNA binding. The transcript has 6 exons. The record is from RefSeq and is a predicted model, not a curated record. Lineage: Eukaryota; Metazoa; Chordata; Actinopteri; Cichliformes; Cichlidae. Gene Ontology annotation, biological process: regulation of DNA-templated transcription.
UCACAGUCCACCUCGGCGGCAGACUGAUCGCACAUGUGACCGUUUUAACUCCAUUUCAGGGGUUCCCGUAUUAUUUUAUGCAAAGUGCGUAUGAAGCUCAGAAGUGCUGGGAGGAGAACUUUGGUACCUUAAAAACAGGAUUACAGCAGGAGCAAUAGACCCCGGAGCAAUGCCUCGUUCUUUCCUGGUGAAGCGUGGUGGGCUGCACCACCUUCGUCACGUGGCAAGAAGCCCCAGCCCUGGAGCCACUGCAGUAAUGUUCAGUGAACUGGAAAAAAGGGCGGGAGCCUGGGACGCAUCCCUGGAGUACACCAAACCGAAGACAAACGGUGAUAAUGCAAUCGCCGCUGUGUUAUUACAGCAGGACUUAAAGUUCUGUAAUGAAAAUGGGAGCCGUCACCCAUUCAGUCCUCAAUCAUACGACCACAGUUCUGCUGAGGCCUGCAGUCCUAUCAACGCAAAUAUUUUUAGCCAAGUGGAGAAAGUUGUUUCUCAGCCUCCCAAACCAGAAGUAUUGUCGAGUCUUCAGGUGAGGUCUGGAUAUCCAGACAAACUGUCCGAACUGAGAGAGUUGGAGCACCAUCAGAUCCUGAGAGAGACCAGGAGCAGCAGCUGCUCUAAGAUCAGCGCUCUGAGGCAGGAGUGCCUACUCUGUGGAAAGAUAUUUUCAUGUCUGUCAAGUCUGAAAACUCACAUAUGUAAGAGUCACAGAGGCAGAGCCCGUAUGUCAGUGGCACACAUCAAGUCCGACAGGGCUGGUAAUGAGCAGGCACCUUGCAGGGGGAAGGAGCGGACAUUCAGCUGUACGGUGUGUGCAAAAGUGUUCAAGCGCUCCUCCACCCUCUCCACUCACCUGCUCAUUCAUUCAGACACCCGGCCCUAUCCCUGCCAGUACUGCGGCAAACGCUUCCACCAGAAGUCUGACAUGAAGAAACACACCUUCAUCCACACCGGGGAGAAGCCCCACGUGUGUCAGAUAUGUGGCAAAGCAUUCAGCCAGAGCUCCAACCUCAUCACCCACAGCCGAAAGCACAGGGAUGACAGGCCCUACCGCUGCCCACAAUGCCUUUACAGCUUCCAGCAUAAAGUGGACCUGCGGCAGCACCAGGAGCAACACUGCGCCUACCGCUGAUUCUGCCCCACUCGAGACUUUAACCUUCUCAACGAAGAGGAACAGGAACUGGGAUCUAAAUCUUUGACUGUGUUGCUCCCAAGACAGCGUUUAAUAUUUCAUGCAAAGCUGUGUACAGUGUUGGAGGUGUAUUAUAUACCACAGGCAUUGUGGUAGGGUGUGUUGAGUCUCAGCAGUGUAGUGAAAUGACUUUAUUUAUGUGAAGGAAAGUACAAAAAACGGUACUGGUUACAACAAUACUUUAAUAAUUUAAAUUGUAAAUGCAAAAUACAUCCUCAGUCAGUGCAUUUGAUUUAACUGAUGCUUAUUUUUCAGGUGUACUUAGUGAUAUCGAGCUAUUUGUUUUUUGUUUUGUUUCUUUCCACAUACUGAGGAAUAUAGUUGUACAGGAAAAAUCACAGCACUGUUAAUGCUUCCAUCCAUCUUCUUUAUAGCUUAUCCAAAGUCAGAGUCACUAUUGUUAUAUUAGUGAUCAUUAUUAUUAUUUCAGUUAAGCUGUGUUCAGACUUUAAUUCUUGUGGACAUGUGGUGUGUUUUCUAGUGUUUUUGUAUUAACGGGACACCAAGUAUGAG